This is a messenger RNA of Uloborus diversus, 918 nucleotides long. RefSeq names its product polyprenol reductase-like. Gene Ontology annotation, biological process: polyprenol catabolic process; dolichol-linked oligosaccharide biosynthetic process. Gene Ontology annotation, cellular component: endoplasmic reticulum. Lineage: Eukaryota; Metazoa; Arthropoda; Arachnida; Araneae; Uloboridae. Gene Ontology annotation, molecular function: 3-oxo-5-alpha-steroid 4-dehydrogenase activity. The record is from RefSeq and is a predicted model, not a curated record. The transcript is spliced from 5 exons. The coding region runs from base 1 to 918 and encodes 305 amino acids.
AUGGAAAUUAAUCAUUUGCAUUUCAUGUGGAUUUCCUAUUCUUUAAUUGUUACAGUAUCAGGCUUAAAUGUAUUGUACGCAAAAAAUAUUCCUUAUUUUUUAAAGCGAUUAUUUACAUUCGGUAAGGCGCAUAAAAACAUAAAAAACCAAAAAAGUGUUGCAGUAUGGCUAGAAGUCCCUAAAAGGUGGUUUUCUCAUUUUUAUGUUUUUGCAUCGAUUUAUAUUCCAUACAUUAUGAUAUCUGUGUGCUGUAAAUAUUUCUUUAAUGUUGAAACACCUUUCCUCAUCGUUUUGUUGGACUAUUUUGCAUCUCCCUACAGACAAGCUACUGUGAAUUCAGAAUCUGUUGUCAUUGUGAGUGUUCUGUUGUCUCUUCAAGUGAUUCGACGAUGCUAUGAGUGCUUUUUUGUGUCCAUUUACUCAGAUGCAAAAAUGAAUGUUUUCCACUACAUUGUGGGUCUUACUUUUUAUUUCGGAGCUGGUCUCUCACUAAUUCAUGAUGCCCCUGGGUUUGAAAACACUGAAAAAAAUAUGAAUGCAAGCUACAUUACUGGUGAUUGGUUCACAUGGCAGCACUAUGUUGGAGCAGCAAUUUUUGUGGCAGCUUUUCUCUUGCAGUUUCAAACUAACAUACAGUUUGCUUCUUUAAGGAAAAAAGGUAAAUCUGUUACAACAGACCACUACAUGCCUUCAGGUGGUGGAUUUGAAUAUAUCUCCUGCCCUCAUUAUUUUGCAGAAAUAGUUAUGUACCUUGCUGUUUGCCUGAUUUUCAAAGGGAGAAGUUAUACCUGGUGGUUAUUAUGUCUCUGGAUUGUUACAAAUCAAGUCAUUACAGGCUUGAUGAGCCACCAGUGGUAUUUGCAGAAGUUUGAAAAAUAUCCUGUAAAGAGGAAAGCUGUCAUACCAUUCCUGUUGUGA